AGGAUACUGAUGUGCGUCGGGCGCACACUCAACCACGACCAGCGGGAGACACAACCACGCAACGAGAAGUGAGUGCUUACCCUUCGAAGUGAUGGUCGCUUCGCUCUACUCUAUAGCCGGGGGACCAGGCGACGUUGUUGGAGUGGGACACGACGAUAAGAUGCGUGAGCAUCCCGUACACACGAGACUGGAGGGCGAGGAAUGGAAGCCACGGGAAGGGGCGAUGAACCUAUGUUUAGGUCGGUGUAUACAGAGUCGGUGCACUCUGUCGUUAUGUCCGGACGAGGAUGCGUCCAAUAUCCAGCUGUGGGGGGCAGAUGGUUUACGGAGGACACGGUGGACGACUUUCUUUCUCGCGGGAUUGAAUCUGGAGGAUGCGGACCGUCUUGUUCAGUCCCUGGGGGAUGUGUUGCCGCGUCAUAUGUGGUAUUACGCGAGUCGGGAGGAUCACGUCCAUCGAACCGUGGGGGUUCACCAAGUGCUUCACUCGUGCGUAAGCGUAGUCGUAGGGAGUACGGGCUUUCAUCAGCCGAGCGUGCUCAUCGAGGCGGUAGAGACGUUAGUGUCUUCGAGUCUGGACGAGACAUGUCAUUUCGAUGUGUUUCCGUGCCCUUUUGAUUUUAUCGAUCCCGGGGAUGUGCAGGAUAUCGUGUCCUGGGUCGGCUUUGCCGUAGCGUACAUAGGCGAUGGGAAUCGUCGUGGUAGUCGGGACGGUCUACAUCGUUGCGUUUUCGGAGACCCCGACGUGUUGGAGUUGUGUCUCAACCAGCUGGGCGGCGUAGACAUGAGGUCGUUAGCCAUCGAGACGGGACGUAGAUCUUGUCUUCUGGAGUGGGCUCCUGUUCCACCGUUAGAGACAGUUGGAAUGUGCGGCCGGGCCGAACGCCAAGUGGUAAACCUCGAAAAGAGGGCCAGAACUACGUCGAAGCAACUGGAGGUUGGGGAGCGUAGCGACACACCGGAAGGCGGUAGGGAACAUGCGCCCAAGCAUCAACGAGGAACGAAGUGACGAUCAACACGAGCAAAUGCGAGAACACACGGGAGCAACGCGACCGUGAUAACCUCAUAUGAACGAACGUGAAAUGGUAAAGAUGGGUGGAAAUCCCAUCCAACAGGAG
Molecule: messenger RNA, 1118 nt
Organism: Ilyonectria robusta
Lineage: Eukaryota; Fungi; Ascomycota; Sordariomycetes; Hypocreales; Nectriaceae
Exons: 2
Coding region: 92-1009 (305 amino acids)
Source: RefSeq, a predicted model, not a curated record